UUGAUUUUGACUCAAAUAGUUUAAAAUUUUCGCCUAUCUGGUGCUACAUUAUAGUAAUAAGUGUCUGUUUAACAAUAACGAUAGUUAUGGUAUUUGUAUUUAUCACACUAAACGAUUUUCUGGGAAACCAUCAACGCGAUAAAAUAGUAUCUUUUGUUGUGAAUAAUGCAAUAAUUGUUGUAGAUAUGCUUCUAAUAUACUCAGCAGUCAUUUCAACCUUACGCAGAUCUACUUGGAAAAAAUUCAUAAAGAAAAUGGACCUUUUACAUAAAUAUUAUCAAUUUCAAGACGAUAAUCUCAUAAAAACUCUAGCUGAUGUAAUAGGAUUUUUUGUAAUACAUGGAAUAUUACUUUAUAUUACGUAUCUAUUCUACGAAUUUCAAGAGAGAGCCGUUAGUACUUUUUCUGCUGUAGUUUUAGCGUUUCCCACUGUGCAAUUAACUUAUCAGUACCUUCAAAUGACUACAAUACUGGUUAUUAUACAGGAAAUCAAAAGAAACCUUGAAAAAGUUUCAAAACAUGUAGAAUUUAAGGGAAUGAAUCUAAAAAAAGCUAAAAUGUGCUACUUGAAUACACAGGAAAAUGUUAACUGUUUCAAUAAAAUUUUUGGAUAUCAGAUUUUUCUUAGUUUCGCUUAUUGGAUUUUGGCUUUUGAAUCAAUUUGUCUCUAUCUAUUUGAGAACUAUAAACAUCGUUAUAAAACCACCAUAGACUUUGAAUUGAUUUUCUUUUUUGUAGUGUUUAUGAGCUUAAUUUCAGCAAGUCUGUUGGCUGUAGUAUUUUCCUGUGAUGGUAUAUCUGCUGAAUGCAGGAAGUUAAUAGACUAUAUCUCCGAUGUACAAGAAAUGCUUCAUAGGAAAUCGCUGGAAUAUAUGGAGCUGGAGUCACUGAUUUUCUAUAUUCAAAACAAUCAACUGUCGUUUACUGCAGCUGGUUUCUUUGAAAUUAAGAGUUCGUCUGUGUUGGCUUUAAUUGCUACGUCUACAACACAUUUCAUAGCUCUAUCGCAAUUUUAUUAGUUGAACACAUAUACAGGAUAAGUCAAAAGUGCGUCGAGCACUUGUAGCUCCUACAAUAAAAAAAACCUAGGAAUUUUGUAUAAGUGCAAACCUAAAGUAUAUAUUAGGAUGUACUUCAGGAAUAUAUUUUAACUUCUAAAGGGUG
Sitophilus oryzae (rice weevil) is the source of this 1164-nucleotide messenger RNA. RefSeq lists its product as uncharacterized. Gene Ontology annotation, biological process: sensory perception of taste. The coding region runs from base 87 to 1019 and encodes 310 amino acids. Lineage: Eukaryota; Metazoa; Arthropoda; Insecta; Coleoptera; Curculionidae. The transcript has 2 exons. The record is from RefSeq and is a predicted model, not a curated record. Gene Ontology annotation, cellular component: membrane; axon; neuronal cell body.